AUGAUAAAAGAUGAAUAUUUUGGUGAAUUUGAGUUUUUAGAGAUGAUGGAAGAUGAAGAUGCAGGUGAAUCUGAGUUUGAAAAUGAUGGUGAAUCUGGUUUUGAAGAUGAAGAUAUGAUUCUUCUUUUCUUCGGUAAAGAUAUUAAGUACCAAACUACAUUUGUACAUCCUAUUAGACAAAAGAUUCAAAGAGUAUGUUUCCUCUAUAUAAGUUGGAUAAAAUCCUCAUUUGAGUACUCAUCUUUGUCUAUCUUUACUAUCUUCUUAUCAUUAUGCUUUGAAGAAAUCAUGGAACAAUCAUCAAGCUCUAACAUAAUGGAUAAUCAAAGGUUGCCACAACAUGAAAAUAUGACUAAUGUCUCUUUGCCUAAUAUGGUCAAUGUCAUGCCUGCUGCUGAAAAUGGGGUCCCAAAUCCUCAUGGAGAUGAUCUAAUUCUAGAUCGUGAGACUAGAAUACGUUUACAAAAUCGAGGAUACGCCAAAACCUAUCUGAAGAGAAAGAAUGGUCGCAUCGAAAAUCUGGAAGACAAACAAAAUACAUUAGCGGAUAUAAUAGGUAAAGAAAUUCCAAAGACUGAGGUUUACACAAACUUUAAUUCUGUUAUUAAGUCUGAAAUUAACACUUUGGAACACACAUUAUUUGAAGUCAAUUCAAAUGGGGAGGUUCUAAAUGUUGAGAUGGAUACGAUAACCGAUAAAUUGGAGCAGAUGAAAUUAUCCAAGGAGGCAACUGACGUAGAGUUCAUCAGGAAGAAGAAUGGAGGCAAAUGAAAUGCAACUUAAUGUAGCAGUUUGUAUAUAAAUAUUAUGAUAUGAAUAAGGAUUCAGUUAUUAUGUAAACUAUUAAAUAAUAUAAUAAAAGUCUCUAUCAUUAUGAAUA
This is a messenger RNA of Lathyrus oleraceus (garden pea), 880 nucleotides long. RefSeq lists its product as uncharacterized. The record is from RefSeq and is a predicted model, not a curated record. Bases 1 to 771 code for a protein of 256 amino acids. The transcript is spliced from 7 exons. NCBI's taxonomy places the organism in Eukaryota, Viridiplantae, Streptophyta, Magnoliopsida, Fabales, Fabaceae.